UAUUAUUUUGCGCCUGCGCUCUUGAUGGUCUACGCGACGUACCUAAAAUCAUUUUGUGGAAAAUUUGAAGUUUGUUGUUAUUUGUGACAACUUAUAAUUCAUAAUUAUUUAUGAAAGCUCCGUGCUAAUUACCAUUCCAGGCGCGGGGCAAGAUUUCACUGUGGUGGUUAGCCUGGAUGCGUUCCGUCACUAUACUUCGAGCGGUGUACGGUAGCCAUCUUGGAAUCGAACAAAGCUUCAGAUGUGUAGUUUGUCUGUUUAUCAAUAAUUUUUGUGCAUUUUCUUGUAAAUAGUUUGUAUGUUUAGGAUAUGUACGGAACGUUCGUCCAUAUGUGUAAAUAGCUAUGGCUGCGACAAGGAAAUUACAAGGUGAAAUAGACAGGUGUUUAAAAAAGGUAACAGAAGGAGUCGAGACAUUUGAUGACAUCUGGCAGAAGGUUCACAAUGCGACGAACAGUAACCAAAAGGAGAAGUAUGAAGCAGACCUCAAGAAGGAGAUCAAGAAGCUUCAGAGGCUACGGGAUCAGAUCAAGUCGUGGAUCGCCUCCGGGGAGAUUAAGGAUAAGAGUACACUUUUAGAAUAUAGGAAACUAAUAGAAACACAAAUGGAAAGGUUUAAAGUAGUAGAGCGAGAGACGAAAACGAAGGCGUAUUCCAAGGAAGGGCUGGGUGCGGCGCAAAAGCUGGACCCUGCGCAGAAGGAGCGGGAGGAAAUGUCUUCGUGGCUCGUCUCAUCCAUCGACGCACUUAAUUUACAAGUUGAUCAAUUUGAGUCUGAAAUAGAGUCACUGCUAGUGGGUAAGAAGAAACGGUUGGACAAAGAGAAACAGGAUCGAAUGGAGGAGCUGAAACUGAAGCUGGAGAAGCACAGGUUCCAUAUAAAGAAGCUAGAGACACUCCUCAGAAUGCUUGACAACAUGUCCGUUGAAGUAGAACAGGUGCAUGUUAUAUUGCAGAUAAAAAGGAUAAAGGACGACGUGGAAUACUACAUUGACUCGUCGCUGGAGCCGGGCUUCGAGGAGAACGAGUACAUAUACGACGACAUCCGCGGCCUCGACGACAUCGAGCUCAGCGGCGUCGGCCUGCCCUCCUCCGCCACCACCGACAGCAAUAACAGCAACGACUCCGCAGGAUCUCCCACUAGCAUGCUCUCAGGUACAAGUCCAGUAACAUCACCAACGUUAGAGGUACACAAUCACUCAACAGAUUCCAUAGACGUCGAAAAAAAGAAAAAAGAAGAGAUCAUAACCAAAGUGUGCGAUUUGUCUUUUUCGCCGACAAUACAUUCAAACUUGCCGGUAAAACCGCUGCCGCUGCGCGCGGGUAACGCGGGCGCGGUCAGUAACAGCACGUGUAACGUUAGUUCCUUGCUCAAUAACUCCGCAGCAUCCACCAAUAGUAUAAGCAACAGCACGGGCGGCGCGACGGGCGCGGCGGCGGCGGGCGCGGGCGCGGGCCCGGCCGCGUCCAGCUGCAGCACGCCCAGCAAGGCGCCGCCCAGCUCGCCGCCGCACCACCACACGAGGCACGCCACCACCAACUGCGCCAACACCUCCACAGAAGUAGUGGAGAAUGGUCCGGUGUCGACAACCCCCGCGCACACAGCGACACACCUACCGGCAGCAGCGCCCACGCAACCACCGCCUACGUCAAAGAGUUCGUCAGUGCCGCUACUUGGUUCAAGUGCGAGUGCGAGCGAAACGGCGCCGUCGCCCCUCACCGUCAACGGGCCUAGCCAACCGGCGCAUCAUACGCCGCAACAUGUUGCUAACAAUGGUAGAGUGAGUGAAGCGUCGAGUACAGGCGGGCGUGGCAGUAGCGCGGGCGCGGCCACGGCCUCGCUGAAGAGCAUGGCGCAGGAAGCCGUGCAGCGCGCCGGACUCGACCAGCAUCACCCACAGAACCUAAGACGAGGGGCACCCCUAGCGCAAGCGCACAUUCCUCCGUUACUGGGCGUAGCACCGCUAGGCCCACUACCACUCAACUCUGAACACCAGCUACAGUUCCAAAUGUUGGAAUCAUCGUUCUACCACAUGCCGCACCCGUCCGAUUCGGAAAGAACGAGGGUAUAUUUACCGAGAAAUAUAUGCCCCACGCCGAUAUACUACAACCAGGUGCUGCUUCCCCACUCGGACUCCGUGGAGUUCUUCCAGCGACUGUCGACGGAGACGUUGUUCUUCGUGUUCUACUACAUGGAGGGCACGAAGGCGCAGUACCUCGCCGCCAAAGCGCUCAAGAAGCAAAGUUGGCGGUUCCACACCAAGUACAUGAUGUGGUUCCAGAGGCACGAAGAGCCCAAGGUCAUCAAUGAGGAGUACGAACAGGGCACAUAUAUCUAUUUUGACUAUGAGAAGUGGGGCCAGCGCAAGAAGGAGGGCUUCACGUUCGAGUAUAAGUACUUAGAGGACCGUGACUUGAACUGAGCGUGACAGUGUACAGCCGUGCCGCCGCCGCGCCGGGCCCCGCCGCGCCGCCAUUCCUGAAGCAGUAUUGUUCCCAGUACCGCGGGUACUGCGCCCCGUCGCCGGCUCGCUCGCGAGGCCGUGUCCCCGUACACUACAGAUCUGAAUACCUGAGCCUGAGUGUGACUCGAUGCAUGAAGUGAAUGCCGUGUGCUCUGCGACGUAUGGAGUGUGUGAGAUAUACCGUAGUGUACCAGUGCACCGUGGACACCGUCACCCUGCGACCACUCGGGGCACGGGCCUCGCGGGCGGACCGUCGACUGCGCCGCGUGCGCUAACUAAACUCUUACAAAAUAGUGUAUUUGAACAUAUUCUGGCAGUUUGUAACAUGGAAUAAGUUGUGAGGAUUGCAAGUCAGUUAGUAUUGAUGCCGAAGUGUUUGUAAACUGUACACAAGAACGAACAAGCGAAAGAUAACGUGAAGAUUAGUUUCAGCCAUACAGGUUGUAAGUAGCGAAACAUGUGAUAUUGUUAUAGGCGCCCGGGACGGCGUCGACCCGCGCGACCGCACUCGGGGCCGCUGUACCGGCGGGCCGCUCACUGCGCAACCCCUUACAUUCGGUUCCACGGAGUAUAGUGUAGUCUUGUGUUUUAUGUCCUUGCGCAGUGACCGGUCUGACACUGGCCACCGAUGACCGAAAGAUGGAAAUCUCCAUAAAACGGCUAACGCACAUUAUAAUUGUAGUACUUUUAUUGGAGCAUUUUAGGAGCGUAUGGCUUUAAUAUAUAAUUUAAUAAAAAUUAGCAGACGUAUUAGUACGGACUGGUGAGAUUUGUUAAAGGAAAGAAGUUCGAGGUCGUCCCGGGUCAUUUGUUUUUUAACUUGUGUAUAGACAUUGGAAUAGUUUGAAAUUAUUUUAAGUGCCGGGGCGUGCGCACCACGCCCGCUGUAUUUGUGAUCUUAAUUUUUGUAGACUGACUAGUUUUCUUAUAAUUGUGAUCAACGCUGGCCGGGGCCAGGGUUCAGUGGACGGGCAUCAAACCGUGCGCGGGCGUAGUGCGCAGGGCCCUGGAUACCUAAAUAUAACUACAAUAAGGACCUCCAGUGUGAUUUCAUUAGUUUGCUAAGUAAUACACUUUUUCACCUCUAAAUAUGUAUAUUUUAGUUAGUGCAUUUAAAUUUGAACAAAAGUUAAAUUAUGUAAGAGCAUGCAUGUCACACUGCCAAUGUAUUAUAUUAUUGGAUAGUUAUACGGUAUAUAUAUAUUUAUAUAAAUUGUACUUAUUUAUUGUUUGUGAUAAAUUUACGUGAUGCACCGGCACCGCUUUGUAUCGAGGUGAAAGAGUAUAUUAUCGAAGGUAACGUGAACGCGAGCGCAAUAGUGCUACUGCCAGAUAGUGAGUCAGCAACGUCUUGUUUCCAUUGUCCAUGAGAGCAUAGAAGUAAUUUUGUAUUGAAUGAAGUAGUUGCACCCGCGUCGCGCAGCUCAAGUAGAUCGGCCGCGGCCGGUGGCUAGGGAAGCGGUAGGUAAGCGGUAACUGCGCGCGAUCUCGUUUAUUACGUGCGUAAUGUUGAUAGUUUUCACUUUUGUAAAAAGUCUAUCGUGAGAGCAGAUGAGAUGUGGUAAAUAAUUUAAAAAAUUAUCUGUACAGUUCUAUUUGUAUAGAAAUAAUAAAUAACGAUUAAAAAAAUUAAAAACAACGUUGUGAUUUCUUCCUAAACGCUUAGUUUUAAGUGCGUCGG
Molecule: messenger RNA, 4146 nt
Organism: Spodoptera exigua (beet armyworm)
Lineage: Eukaryota; Metazoa; Arthropoda; Insecta; Lepidoptera; Noctuidae
Source: the annotation of a GenBank genome assembly